Messenger RNA from Aspergillus heteromorphus CBS 117.55, 371 nucleotides. RefSeq names its product YqaE/Pmp3 family membrane protein. The record is from RefSeq and is a predicted model, not a curated record. Gene Ontology annotation, cellular component: membrane. NCBI's taxonomy places the organism in Eukaryota, Fungi, Ascomycota, Eurotiomycetes, Eurotiales, Aspergillaceae. The transcript is spliced from 2 exons. The annotation marks the transcript as partial.
UCUUGGGACAAACUCAGUACACUAUAGCCAGACAAACCCCCUAUCUAGCUACACAAACCGCAUCAACCGCCAUCAUGCCCGGAAAGGUGUACGUUCUCCAUCCUUGUCUAUCUUACUGCCAUCCCUACCAAAGGAAGAGACUAACCAACCCUUCCCAUUAGCGGCUGCUGCGAAAUCAUCAUCGCCUUCUUCCUCCCCUUCGUGGGCGUUUUCAUGCGCACCGGCUGCGGCUGCGAUCUCCUCAUCAACAUCUGUCUGUGUAUCCUCGGUUGGCUACCAGGUGUCAUCCACGCCUACUACAUCCUCGCCAACAAAUAAACUGUCUCGAAAAGAGCCGUCGCGGCGGAAUGAGGAUUACAUUUGAGGGUAUG